Dichotomopilus funicola is the source of this 2079-nucleotide messenger RNA. RefSeq lists its product as uncharacterized. The transcript has 4 exons. Lineage: Eukaryota; Fungi; Ascomycota; Sordariomycetes; Sordariales; Chaetomiaceae. The record is from RefSeq and is a predicted model, not a curated record. Bases 1 to 2079 code for a protein of 692 amino acids. Gene Ontology annotation, molecular function: protein binding.
AUGAGCUGGUUUCACCAUUGCCCGUUGUGCGGAUGGGUGUUGAACAGCUCGGGGACAUGGACGGGAGAAUUUCGGGCAGUAUAUUCGAUGUCAAAGGAAGACUUCGGCUUGACUGGCGUCGGAUGCUGUAGCUUGCAGACCCCGGCCCCUUUUACAGCUCCUCAUAACCCUGAGGCUCGCUGGGACGAUCCCGGCUACGAUCACCCUCUAGCCGAUCAGAUCUUCUCCAUAAAAGGUGGUACGCGUCAUUCAAAACGCGGGUUCGCCUUCCACGACUCUUGCUGGUGGCUUCUCCAGCGGACGUGCUACCCCGCUGUGGUCCCUCUCAACAGGCUGUGGGAGGCCUGCGCGUCGCUCGCAGAGACUGACGCAUCAGAGAAACUGGACUGGGGCCACGACUUCGGCGGGUUAUGUUUCGCGGCAACGGAUACCCGGUUCCCGUGGGAGCGGUUGCUCGGACCCCGUGAGUUUGCCGAGGCGGCCGCAGAGCCCCCGUACGGCGCCGACCCGCGCUCGAGCUUGGAAGCCAGGGAGAUAUUGGGCGAAGCUCCAGCAGAAUACCCUCCUUCUGCUCCACCUUCUUUGCGGUUCGGGAUGACCGCUGACACAAGAGGCCACGAUCCGUUUGCCGUGCUCCCCCCCGAGAUGUGCUUGGCCAUUGCCGUGCGUCUACAGACCCGAGAUGUUUUGCAGGCCCGCCUCGCGACCCGGUCGUUUUGGCCCAUCUUCCACAGUCAGCAGUUUUGGGCGUCUCGAUUUGACGGCCCUGCGGCUGAGCGAUCGUGGUUUUUUGAAGCCCGUGACGCCCACCAGGAGAGACGCGGAGAAUCUUUUGAUUGGCGUUACUUGUACCGUCGUACCGCGGCUUCUCGUCUGCCGCUGGGGCUACGGAACCGAGAGCGGAUUUGGGAAUUGCUUCAAGGUGUUGUCCCAUUGCUGGAGCUUCACUGGACCGAACACGACCCUGCCUACAUGCUGCCAGUGCCACCGGGGGGCCCUGCUGAGUGGGAAAAGCAGCUCAAGUCCUGGCUUUUUGUUGGGGGGGAUGUUGUGACUGAUACACCGGGCGCGAUUUCUUCAUUUAGAAUGGGAACGCGCGCACGAUACGUUCGCCGAGUGGCUGUCCCGGCAGACAUUACCAGAGUAUCGGUUUCUACCAUACGUAUGGGUUUGUCGGAGUAUGUUGCCGGUAUCGCGCUGGUGUCGCCCAAAACGGGGUCUGUUUUGCGGCUCGGAUUCGGCGAGUUCAACAGUUAUUCCGUUCGGUUACCUAACAAGCUCUCGGGGUUCAACAUCUCCGUCGGCAUGUCUGGAAUUCACGGUAUCCAGUGUGUCGACAGCGAGGAGGGACCCGUCGAUGGAUGGCUUGGGUGGGUGCAGGACGUCCCUAAAACAGAGCGACUAGCAUGCGGGCCUUCUCUCACUGCUCUCGAGCUUGUAUUUGAUGGAUUGAAAGUGAUAGGGCUGGCCGUUCCCAAGGAGAAGCCCUUGCAGUCCGCCAGCACCAACGACAAGACGUCACAGGUACGGCACAUGGGCAUCUGGUAUCCCGCUCUACCGCCGACAACAAUAAAUUUAAAUGAGGCGUUCUUCUUGAGCCAGCGACCAUGCCUAGGAUAUUGGAGGGGAUUCCGGCCCUUGUUUUGGACGUGCUUCGGUGGACCCGGCGGCAUAUAUCUUCGCCAUCUGACCAAGAUUAGGCUUUGCAGCGACGCCUUGCGCCGUAUCGAAUUUUCAUUUGACGUUGACGUUCCUGUAGAAUGCCGCAUGUUUGGCCGGCAUGAGGACGACGACCUUACAGAUGUCGUCGAGUUCGCCAUCGACGGGCCCGGGGGCGAGGUCAUCGAUCAGAUCGAGGUCGAACAGCACUGCAGAGGCCCAUCCCAGGGGCCAGGCUGGCCGCCAGCGGUACCAGAGCUCACGGCAGUGAAGAUCUCCACCAACUGGGGAAGAUCGUGUGAGUCAAGGGGCCGAGAGGCUUCCUGGGAGCUGGUCAGCAACGCGGUGUUUCGCAGUGAGCCUGGAACCGCCAUCACUGGGUUUUAUGGUUCGCAAGUAAGUACAAUUUCGGUUAACUAG